Cydia amplana is the source of this 1968-nucleotide messenger RNA. Its product is annotated as zinc finger protein 260-like. Gene Ontology annotation, molecular function: DNA-binding transcription factor activity, RNA polymerase II-specific. The transcript is spliced from 4 exons. NCBI's taxonomy places the organism in Eukaryota, Metazoa, Arthropoda, Insecta, Lepidoptera, Tortricidae. The record is from RefSeq and is a predicted model, not a curated record. Gene Ontology annotation, biological process: regulation of transcription by RNA polymerase II. Gene Ontology annotation, cellular component: nucleus. The coding region runs from base 1 to 1968 and encodes 655 amino acids.
AUGCAGCAUUCUGACUGUCAGAUGGAGACACAGUGUGCGGAUCAAAUUAAAGAGGAGUCCUCAUGCUCGGAUAAUGAGGAGUGCAGCAUGAGUAAGGCAGUUAUGCCGGCCAGCCUGUACACCAACCACAAGCCCUUAUGUUCGGACAGUGCAGGUUAUGGUGUGAGUGAGGCAGAAAAGCUAACUGAUGAGGUAAAGAAGGAGGCCCUGUGUUCAGACGGCAUGACUGGCAUGAGCGAGUCGGCCAUGCUGGCUGGUGUGGAUACUGACCAUGAUGUAAAGGACGAGCUUGUGUCCGGAUCAAAGCAUGUGAAAGAAGAGCCUUCAUCGGAGAGUGAAGAGUAUAGAAUGAGUGAGGCAGCCAUGCUGGCCGACCUGUAUGCUGACCAUGUUGUGAAGGAAGAGUUAGUGCUGGGGCCGGAGCAUCCACAUCGGCCAGAAGUUUCUCUGGUAGUCCUCGACUGGGCGCUAGCUGUCACAGACGGUUUCCUGCAGGAGCCUCGGAGGCACACCUCUGCAACGCACCCGGCACUGAAGGACUGCUGUGUAAGGCUCGAGCGCCUCCACCACGAGGCCCCGGCCUUGCACACCAUACAAGACACCACUCACACUGACAGCGAACCUGAAGAUGAAAUGUACACUACAGUUGACUGUGAGAGAGUGCCUGAACCGGUGUGUGAUCUUUGUGGCAAGAAGUUUUCUCUAAAGUCUGAGUUAUUGAAGCAUGUCAUGACCCACAUUCACACGUCUAGUGUGGAGCAAGAAGGCACCGGGCCUGUUGUCGCUGACUAUGUAUUUGAAGAAAAGCCGUUACAGGAGCGCGUCCUUAGUCGAGACUCUCCGCUCGCGCACCGAGACGGCUGCGUGCUGCUCGAACACCUCCAACACCACGAGGCGCUCGACGGCAACGACACUACACAUACUGACACGGAAUCUGAUACUGAAAACAUAUAUGCUAGAGAUUGUAUCAUUAACAAUCGCCGGACAACAACUAGUGACACAGACAAUGAUAAUGACAAUAUAUAUGCUAGAGACUGUAAGAGAAAGUUUAUAUGCGAUCUUUGUGGCAAAAAGUUCGCUUUGAAGGCGGGUUUAAUUAAACAUGUUGUAAUCCAUAUACAUAAGCGAACUCACACAGGCGGGACGAUAUAUACGUGCGCGCUGUGUAAUAUGAAGUUUGCAAGUGUCUGGAGAUUUAAUGCACACAAACGAACACAUACAAACGAGCGGCCACACGCAUGUGGGAUAUGUGGAAAGCGGUAUACACGAGCUUCUCAUUUAACGAGACAUAAUCGGUAUCACACUGGUGAAAAACCGUUCUCCUGCAAGAUGUGUGAUAAGAAAUAUUCGGAACAAGAUUCUUUGAACACACACAUACGAAGCCAUACUGGAGCGAAGCCUUAUUCUUGUGAAAUCUGCAAAAAACGGUUCGCACACAAGGGCAGUUUAAAAACACACAUACUAAGCCAUACUGGAGCGGAGCCUUAUUCUUGCGAAACCUGCAAAAAACGGUUCGCGCGAAAGGGCAGUUUGAAAAGACACAUACUAAGCCAUACUGGAGCAAAGCUAUAUUCUUGCGAAAUCUGCAAAAAACGGUUCGCGCAGAAGUGCAAUUUGAACACACACAUACCAAGCCAUACUGGAGAGACGCCUUAUUCUUGCGAAACCUGCAAAAAACGGUUCGCGCAAAAGGGCAGUUUGAACACACACAUAUUAUGCCAUACUGGAGCGAAGCCUUACUCAUGCGAAAUCUGCAAAAAACGGUUCGCGCAUAAGUGCAAUUUGAACAAACACAUACCAAGCCAUACUGGAGAGACGCCUUAUUCUUGCGAAACCUGCAAAAAACGGUUCGCGCAAAAGGGCAUCUGUAUAAAUGCGUUGAAAUUGGCUAAUAAUAAAAUCUACCACCUGUUCGGGGCACUCAUAAGCGAGGCCCGCACUCCAGUCAACAGAUUUGAUAAGCGAUAA